UUUAUUGAUCAGAACACGAUGUAUUCAAUUAUAAACAAUUUGACUUCAAUAAUGUUUCUUAACAUACGUAUUAUAGUACGUGGCAUGGUGUGGAUCAUUUGUUGAGUAAUGAAUAGUGCUGUAUACUGUCGUAGACACUGUUCCAUGCAAACUUUGUAAUAUAUACAGAUAUUAAAUACAAUAAUUACACAAUAAUAAUUGAAUGCCUGCUAACCAUAUGGAAAAAAAAACUCAACGUCUCCACGUGGAAAACCUAAUAUAUAUAUGUUGGUACGAAUCGGUUUCAUGUAUAUUCUGAAAGGGAGGUGACAAACUCAUGAGUCAUGCAGGACUGGAGUCAUGACACUGAAAAUUUUAUUAACGGGUAUAUUUAAAUUAAGUAUCAACGGGCUAGCAUAAUUAAUAAUUUAUCAUAUAUGUUGUCUCAUAUAUAAGUCACACACAAAACGACUUACAUUUUUACUCUGUAGAAAAAAGUGUAUGUGUUUUUUUAUCUUUUAAAGACACAUCUUUUUCUUGCUAUCAUUAUUUUUCAUAUUUAUCAUGAUAUAAACUUAAUUGAUUUUUCUUCUUUACAUUAAAAUUCUUUAAAGGCCUCACAAACUGUCUUUUGUCAACAUAUGGGAUUAGUUGUAGCAACUUUUGUGUACCUACAUUGCUUCACAAACUUGAUCAUCUUCUUCUCUUCCUUUCUAUUUCUUCUUCUUACAAAUAAUAAUAUGAUAAGUUUCCGCAGGGGUAUUUUCGUACGGCCAUCAAAGUCAAAAGAUAAACUAAGAUCUUCUCGUUCCGACAAGAUACAAGACACGAGACACAAAUACCCUAUUUAAAGCGCAAAGAUCAGACACACACACAUACACACUUAGCCUCAAAACCUUUCUCCCUUGUGAGUUCUGAGUUAUCUUCAGUAAAAUGGGGAGAUCUCCGUGUUGCGAGGAGAAUGGGCUGAAGAAAGGGCCAUGGACACAAGAAGAGGAUGAGAAACUGAUUGAUCACAUUCAAAAACACGGCCAUGGAAGCUGGAGAGCUCUUCCUAAGCAAGCCGGUUUAAACCGAUGUGGAAAGAGUUGUAGACUGAGAUGGACCAACUACUUGAGACCUGACAUCAAGAGAGGAAACUUCACCGAAGAGGAAGAAGAAACCAUCAUCAACCUCCAUUCGCUUCUUGGAAACAAGUGGUCGUCAAUAGCCAGUAAUCUUCCUGGAAGAACGGACAAUGAAAUCAAAAACUAUUGGAACACGCAUUUGAGAAAGAAACUGCUCCAAAUGGGGAUUGACCCGGUGACACAUAGGCCUCGAACCGACCAUCUGAACGUGUUAGCCGCUCUCCCACAACUUAUCGCCGCCGCAAAUUUCAACAACCUCUUGAAUCUCAAUCAAAAUGUGCAACUGGAUGCAUCAACUCUUGCCAAAGCUCAAUUAUUACACAACAUGAUUCAAGUCCUUAGCACCAACAACAACAAGAUUCCAAGUUCUUCUCCAUUAACCAUGCAGACCAAUAACAAUCUCUUUGGCCAAUCUUCUUACUUAGAGAACCAAAGUCUUUUUGGUCAACCUCAAAACUUCUCUCACAUUCCUGGGGCUAACCAAGACGAGAAAAUGAUGGUAGAAAACCAAAUGAUUGAACAGCCUUUGGAUUCUUUUUCUUCCCUGAUGCAAAUGGAUGUUCAAGAUGAUCAUAAUUCGCUUCCUCUAUUGGUUGCGGCAUCUCCUGAGGAAUCUAACCAAAGCCAGAUGAUGAUCAAAAAUAAAGACAUCGUUCACCGUCAUGAUACUAACCCUUCAUCAUCAAACUCGUCGUUCACACAAGAUCACCAUCAGCCAUGGUGUGACACUAUUGAUGAUGAAGCAGGUGAUUCUUAUUGGAAAGAGAUCAUGGAGCAAACGUGUUCGGAACCAUGGCCGUUUCCUGAAUAGACAAUACUGAAAAACAAAAAAAAAAAAGUGCUAGAGAAUAAUUUUAUAUUUUUGUUGUUGUUGUCGAUAGAGUUAUUCUAUGCAUAUUUAUCGUUCACUCAUUUCACAGUUCCUUUUUCUUUCAGACCAUGUAUAGUAAAUUGAUCUUGUAAAGUUUUAACUUAUUGUAUUAAAUACACAUAUUUGAUCUUGUUU
Messenger RNA from Brassica napus (rape), 2112 nucleotides. Its product is annotated as transcription factor MYB41-like. Lineage: Eukaryota; Viridiplantae; Streptophyta; Magnoliopsida; Brassicales; Brassicaceae. The transcript is spliced from 4 exons. The coding region runs from base 913 to 1917 and encodes 334 amino acids. The record is from RefSeq and is a predicted model, not a curated record.